CUGGGGUCAGGCAGAUAUCUCACUCGGCACGUUGGGUUUUAUCUUUCCUUUCCUUGUUGGGAGGGCGCAAAAAAUAAGAUAAUGCCAAAUGCGAUAUGCAUGCAAGGAGGCGGGCGCAUCAUACUUUCUGCCACUGUCAGCUCGUUCGUCACUCCCUCUGCUUCUCUGCCACCGUCAGAGCUUCAUCUUCCACCUCGAUCGCGUCCCUCCCUUCUCCGCAUCCAUUUCUACGAUGGUUCCAAGAAUCAAUCGGAAGGGGGAGAAAGGUACUGUCAUGUGCUUGGUGCUUUGUCGUCCCUGGUGCCUCAAGUGUGUAAUGCAAGCAACCUGUUUGUUGCUGAUGGUUGCAACUUGCAACUCAGCAGGGUCGGAUUGAAACCGAAUGGCUGUACUCGAAAACCAAGUUUCCCUGUUGCUGUGGUGGUGGUGUUACAGGAUUGAGGUUUGCACAUUUUAGGCACAGAUCCAUGGGUAAAUCGAUCAUUUUUUAGGAUCAGUCAAGAUCAAAUAAUAAAUAAAAGGCUUCGUUCAUGUGAUUUGUGAAUACUUGUGUUCUUCCAAGGAAAACAAAGACAGAGUGUUCAAGUUUUCUGGCAUGCCAAAUUGCCAAGUUGGAAUCACUCUUCUUUCUCCACUGUUUUGGUUCGUUGCAGACUCUGGGGAUUCUGAGAAUUAAUGAGAGAAAAUCUGCUGACAGCUAGUACUUCACCAGCCUCCCAUUUGUUUGUCACCUCACUCUG
Molecule: messenger RNA, 740 nt
Organism: Phragmites australis (common reed)
Lineage: Eukaryota; Viridiplantae; Streptophyta; Magnoliopsida; Poales; Poaceae
Exons: 3
Coding region: 82-441 (119 amino acids)
Source: RefSeq, a predicted model, not a curated record